Messenger RNA from Elgaria multicarinata webbii, 2550 nucleotides. RefSeq names its product vomeronasal type-2 receptor 26-like. The record is from RefSeq and is a predicted model, not a curated record. Bases 1 to 2550 code for a protein of 849 amino acids. Gene Ontology annotation, molecular function: G protein-coupled receptor activity. Lineage: Eukaryota; Metazoa; Chordata; Lepidosauria; Squamata; Anguidae. Gene Ontology annotation, biological process: G protein-coupled receptor signaling pathway. Gene Ontology annotation, cellular component: plasma membrane. The transcript is spliced from 6 exons.
AUGUGGAAGCAGGUGAACUGGUGGCUAGAAAGAAGAAUUUUCUGGAAGAUUAUGACAUCUGUGGUGUUGGUCUUAGUCCUGCUGCCUCAGGUGAUAUGCAAGGUUCCUAUUGAUAAAUGUACCAGUGACCCUCUUCCUAUUCUCCACAAGUACUAUCAGUCUGGAGACUUCAUCAUUGCUGGCAUUGUUUCUCAGAUCUAUCUGCUUUCUGAUGAGAUAGCAUUCAAGAAUCAUCCUUCCCAGGAACUGGUUGAUGAACUCAUUUAUUUCAGUGCUAGUUGGACCUAUCUUGCCUCAAUGCAACUUCUCUCCACUAAGGACAGAUUCAUUCCAAACUACAAGUGUGAUUUCCAGGAUAAUCUAGUAGCGGUCAUUGCUGGACCUAAUGCUAACGUAUGUUUCUACAUGGCAACCAUAUUAUACAGUUACAAGAUUCCACAGCUCACAUAUAGUUCUGCCCCACCAAUGGCUGAAAACACCGAAGGAGCUUUCUUCCACCACAUGUUCCCAAGUGGGGCUCUCCAAUACAGGGGGUUUCUCCAGUUACUCCUGCAUUUUUCAUGGACAUGGAUAGGGGUGAUUUACGUGGAUGAUGACAAAGGAGAGAGUUUUGUUCAGAAUGUGCUUCCCACGUUUUCCCAGACUGGUAUCUGCUUUGACUUUGUUGAAAGGUUUCCCACAAUCACCUUUUCCACUGGCAUCAAUGAAAUGAUGGCGGAAGGGUUACAGACAUUCCGUGUGGUCCUAUUAAGCACUUCCAACGUAUUGAUCUUACACGGUGAACCUCAGACCAUGAUGAUUUUGAGAAUGCUGCUCAACUUUGCCGGAUCUGAGGAUGUAUUUGUGACAACCAAAGUCUGGAUUAUGGCAGCCCAGAUGGAUUUCUCAUCAAUUCCCCUUCAGAGAAGGUGGGAUGUACAAUUCCUCCAUGGUGCUAUAUCCUUUGCAAUUCACUCAAGGGAUGUGUUUGGGUUCCAGAAAUUCAUUCAGGCAAGAAACCCCACUGUGGCAAAAGAAGAUGGCUUUAUCAGGGCCUUCUGGGAAGCGGUGUUUGAAUGUUUGUUCCCCAACUCAGUCUCAGACAGGGAAGUUGGGACAAGCUGCACUGGAGAGGAAAAGCUAGACACUCUUCCUGUCUCUGUUUUUGAAAUGAGCAUGACAGGCCAAAGCUAUAGUGUCUACAAUGCUGUUUUUGCAGUUGCCUAUGCUUUCCAUGCCAUGCAUUCCAAAUCUGAUCAUAGAGCAAUGGCAGGUGGAAGAAGACAGAAGCAUCUGAAUAAGUUAUCCUGGCAGCUUCACCAUUAUCUGAGAAGUGCCUCAUUCAACAACAGUGCAGGAGAAACUAUUUCCUUCGACCAAAAUGGAGAAUUUGUGGCUGGGUUUGAUACUAUCAAUUGGGUCACAUUCCCAAACCAGUCCUUUCUUAGAGUCAAAGUUGGAAGGAUAGACACACAGGGAGCUCCUGGGAAUGUAUUCACCAUUGAUGAGGAGGCCAUGGUGUGGCCCAGCAGUUUUAAUCAGGUGCAACCUCUUUCGAUGUGUAAUGAAAAAUGCCGGACAGGAUAUGCUAAGGCCAAAAAGGAAGGGAAGCCAUUUUGCUGCUAUGAUUGCCUUCCAUGUCCAGAAGGGAAGAUUUCAAACCAGAAGGACAUGGAUGACUGUUUUCAAUGCCUGGAAGAUCAUUAUCCAAACAAGGACCAGAAUUUCUGCAUUCUAAAAGUGUUAAAUUUCUUGUCUUAUGAAGAACUGUUGGGGAUCAUUUUGGCCAUUUUGGCUCUUUUCUUUUCUUUCAUCACAGCUUUGGUCUUAGGAACCUUUAUAAAGUGCCACAGCACACCCAUUGUCAAAGCCAACAACCGGAACCUCUCCUAUACUCUUCUGGUCUGCCUCCUUCUGUCCUUCCUUUGUGCUUUCUUAUUCAUUGGCCGACCUGAGAAACUCAUCUGUCUCCUCCGCCAAACUGCUUUUGGUAUGGUUUUCUCUGUGUCUCUUUCUUGCUUACUGGCUAAAACCAUCUUGGUACUUCUAGCUUUCAUGGCCACAAAGCCAGAUUCCCAGGUGAGAAAAUGGGUGGGGAAAAGACUGGCCACCUCCAUUGUUCUUUUUUGCUCCUUUAUUCAAGCCAGUAUUUGUACCAUGUGGCUGACAACCUCUGCCCCAUUCCCAGAUUUUGACAUGCACUCGCUGAAUGAUGAAAUAGUACUGGAAUGUAAUGAAGGGUCAGCUGUCAUGUUUCAUUGUGUCCUGGGUUAUAUGGGCUUCCUGGCCAUUGUCUGCUUUGUUGUUGCGUUCUUAUCCAGGAAUUUACCAGAUACUUUCAAUGAAGCCAAGCAUAUCGCUUUCAGCACAUUAUUGUUUUGCAAUGUUUGGUUGGCCUUUGUGCCAGCCUACUUGAGCACCAAGGGCAAAUACACGGUGGCUGUUGAACUCUUUGCCAUCUUGGUUUCCGGCACUGGGUUACUGGGGUGUAUCUUUGCCCCCAAAUGUUAUAUCAUUUUACUGAGGCCAGGUCUGAAUAAAAGGGAGCAACUAAUAAAAAGAAAAAUGUGA